Molecule: messenger RNA, 2083 nt
Organism: Aaosphaeria arxii CBS 175.79
Lineage: Eukaryota; Fungi; Ascomycota; Dothideomycetes; Pleosporales
Exons: 6
Coding region: 184-1875 (563 amino acids)
Biological process (GO): positive regulation of transcription by RNA polymerase II; DNA-templated transcription
Cellular component (GO): nucleus
Molecular function (GO): zinc ion binding; DNA-binding transcription factor activity, RNA polymerase II-specific; sequence-specific DNA binding
Source: RefSeq, a predicted model, not a curated record
AUAGCGUUACCGACUGUGCGCAUCACGUGAUCGGGAUGCGUAUCCGAAUCAUGGCUUUCACAUGAUCAGCUAUGAAUGUGCGCCUAGGAUACUGGGUGCGAUGUGACCUACAGUUGAUGCGCAAUUCACAGUCUGAGGAACCGUGAUAUUUCGAUAGUCAUUGACCCAUAAAAUUGUUCAUUCAUGCAACCCAGAAGUUCUAACACUAGCCUCUUCCGCAGGAAUGCGAGUCACGCGCGGAAGAGGACUGCCAACGCUUGCAAGCGCUGCCGACAACAUAAGAUAAAAUGUACCGGUAUCCAGCCAUGUGCCCAUUGUGAACGCAGGAAGAUAACGUGUGUGUUCGACGAAAAAUCGGAAAAGGUCAUUGUAACUCGCGGUUGGUUAAGCGACCUGGAACGACAAGCAGCGCAUGCUAGCAGACUGGAAAACACUGUUACGGAGUCUCAAGGAACGAUCGGUCAUGAGCGCGGUGGAGAGCAUGAUACUGGCUCACCAACUCCUGCAUCUCAACUUGGGAUAGAUGACCCGUCUGAAUCGUCUGAGUUGGGGGAUUCGAAUACAGAUGUACCGCAACCACCCCAACAGUUCACGAAUUAUCUCGUGACAGGGCCUUCUUUUUACUACAGUCCUACUUCUAUAAAUCAAUCGUAUUAUCUAGGAACAUCAUCGAACUGGUCCUUUGGCAGACGUGUCUUGAUCCUAGCCCACAACAAAGUCUUCGGCGACACUUCUCUACCUCAUGAGAUCUUGCACUUUGACGGAUCUUCUUACGAGCUUGGGUGGGAUGGUAGGAAGACUGGGACGGAGACAGGAGGGCAACCUAUACUUCCCAUUGGAGAGUAUGCUCGCUUCCUUAUUGGCGCCGUGAAAUACCACUGCGGACAAUUAUUCCAUCUCUUUGACGAGAACGACUUCAUGGACAAGUUUGAGAAGCUCCAGCGCAACGACAAUGAUGGGCCAGACACCUCGGAUCUAUGGUAUAUCCAUUACCUACUAAUACUGGCACUCGGUAAGGCUCUACUUGGACAGACAGAAGGGCGACGGCCUCCUGGUGCAGAACUCUUUGUCCACGCAAUGAAACUGCUACCUAGCAUGAUCUAUCUGUGGACUCAGCCGAUUGAAUCUACUGAGAUACUUUGUUGUACAAUGAUCUACCUACAAUGUCUAGAUCUACGAAUUGUGGCCUACAAUUACAUUGGUCAGGCAAUGCGCAUAGCCAUCACUAAUGGAUGGCACACCGACAUACCGAGUCAGCAUUUCGCACCCGAUGUUCUCGAGAGAUGUCGCCGGAUUUGGUGGACCGUCUACACUCUCGAUUGCCACAUGUCCGUUUUGCAGGGCACGCCGAUUCCACUGAAUGAAUGGAAUAUUAGCUCCCAGCUCCCGAAUUUCGGAGGUUCUGAAAAGGAGUCGCGUGCAUUGAGAAUGCAUGUCAAGCUUGCAAAAAUCAUUGCUUUCAUCCAACAAACCGUUUAUCGUAUUGACGACUCGGCCGACGGGUACUUCUUGAAAAGCAUCAAGACUACCUUGAAGUACCUUGCCAAAGUCAAUGACGAGCGGGCAAUUGAGUUCCCGUUGAAGAUAGACGAUUCUUCUCACAGUAUUUCUCGGCUUUCCGCUCACUUCUACCUUUUCCAUCAUCAGGCCAUAAUAUUGGCCAUAAAGCCGUUGUUAUUCUUCUUUUUCAAAAGGCGGUUGGAAGCAUCGAAGCGCAUUCGGAUUCCGACAGCAGGCGGUGUUCGAGCACUGGCGCGGAUAGGUGUCGGCUCAGCCCAGCAGAUUAUGAAGACGCUCGCUGCCCUUCGAACACAGGAUCUUCUUGGUAUAGUAAGCAAUGGUAAUAUUAGAACUUUGCCUAAUCGUAUUCUAUAGAGCGAUUUAUACCUUUCGAUCUUGAGUCCGUGUGGCAUGCUACCCUCGUCAUUCUUGUCGCACAUGCAGUAGAUCCGUCCAUCUGUAAGACGCAAGAUUCGUCACUGCAGGUUGCACACUCUAUCCUCAAUGACAUGGCUUCUCGGGGGAAUUUGAUUGCAGCUUGUCGCAAGGCCGAGUUCGAACACCUUGAUAUGACGUUAUCUCA